Messenger RNA from Halichondria panicea, 971 nucleotides. Its product is annotated as polyisoprenoid diphosphate/phosphate phosphohydrolase PLPP6-like. Lineage: Eukaryota; Metazoa; Porifera; Demospongiae; Suberitida; Halichondriidae. The record is from RefSeq and is a predicted model, not a curated record. Gene Ontology annotation, molecular function: sphingosine-1-phosphate phosphatase activity. The coding region runs from base 81 to 794 and encodes 237 amino acids. The transcript has 2 exons.
AGUGGGUGGGGCCCCAUUUAAUAUUGUAGAAAUGUGAAUGAUGUUGUGAGCGCAGCUAGCUAGUGGAUCCAUCAGAAGCGAUGUCUCGUUUUGGAGGGGCCGUCUACUCAAGGAUCAGUUCCAUGUACAGUCAGUCCAAUACCAUGACCGUGGAGGAGCCUCUCAGUAAUGGAGGGAUGAAGAAACAAGUAUACAACUGCACCACACCCAACUAUGAGGACGCUACUGGCCUCUUCUCACAGUUACUAACAAUCGACGAACAACUUACAACCUACCUGGCAAGAUUUGCUAGCCCUCAGACACAAGCACAAAACCUCCUCAAAAUCCUCUGUAUGUGUCUGGAGCUAAGUGGUCACGGCGUGCCCUGGUUUGCACUCUCAGGUCUCCUACUGGGACUGUAUUUCUACACUGGAGAAGAUUUCUACUUCAAUUAUGGACUUAACCUUUUAUCUAUUCUAGUCAUGGACGUUUCAGUUGUUGCUCCAAUCAAGCUCCUCAUCAAACGACCAAGACCUGCGUUGAAUCGAGGCACUAUCCCACUGAGUAUAUCGUCUGUGGAUUGCUAUGCCUUCCCCUCAGGGCAUGCCUCGAGGUGUGUUGCUCUGGCCGCUCUGUUCUGCUACCUCCCUCCAUUUCAAGUGUGGACUCAUCUGUGGUAUAUCUGGGCCAUUGCUGUAUCACUAUCACGAGUGGGCUUGGGGAGACACCACGUGCUGGACAUUGGCGCUGGUGUGCUCGCUGGGCUCGUUAUAUUUGACCUUGUGAGACGGUUUGGACUAUUAGUUGGUGUUUGAUAGCACAAUUGACUGACUGACUCUUGUUUGUGGUGUAUGUUUUUCUCCUGUUAACAUUCUAUUAAUAAUUGUUUUGGCAUUCUUGUACACAGUUUGUACGUAUAUAUAUUCAGUAUUUUCUCUAGUCGAUAUUUCUUAUAUACAAAAAACAAGUUGCUAUAAUAAUUCAAAGCUCAA